This is a messenger RNA of Hemisphaericaspora subhashii, 903 nucleotides long. RefSeq lists its product as uncharacterized. NCBI's taxonomy places the organism in Eukaryota, Fungi, Ascomycota, Pichiomycetes, Serinales, Debaryomycetaceae. The transcript has a single exon. The record is from RefSeq and is a predicted model, not a curated record. The coding region runs from base 1 to 903 and encodes 300 amino acids.
AUGGCAGCCAGUUUAAGAGACGUCAAACUCAACCAUAAUAAUGUCAAAAGGAAGUUAAAUGAGUUGGAAGAUAUUUCCAAUACUCAUGAUAAAAAACAACCAAUGAAAAAUAAAAAACUGCGAGUUUCAUUGAGGGGCGAAAAGCCAAAUACAAGGCUGAGUCCAAGACAUCAACAACAACAACAAGCACAUAUAGACAACCGGUACAUGCAUGGCAAGUCACACAAGAGGUCACAACAUCAUAGAGUACCACUUUCACCUCCACCACAACAAGAAAGAUCACCAUCUCCAAGUGAAAUAUCUUCGCCACCUGCAACCACCAAUCGUAAAUCAGUUUCAUUUGAUUUAACAUGUGAUGAUAAACCAUAUGAAGGUUCACCCCUUUUGACGCCUAAGGAAGAGGAUGACUAUAGUGAUGAUCCCGAGACACCUUCAUCACUCACCCCUUCAAAUUCAUCAACUACAUUAUCAACAGCUGCUACUACUUCGCCUACUUCCGAGCCUUCCCUUAUUGAAGAGGUAUCUGUGAAGGAAGAACGUGUGAAACCUGAUCUUAAUACCAAUCCUGACCAUAUUGCAUUAACAUCGUCAUUAAGAUUGGCCAAUCAUACAAAGGAAAGAAUUACACAAGAAAUCAUUGAAUUAUCAAAUUUACAACAAUCGUAUUCUCAUAAUAAUAAUAAACAAGAAUUAAUAGAAUUCUUUAUUAAAUUAAUGAAUAAUGAUUUAAAUUUACCAAAACCAAAUAAAAUUAUUAAAUGUCCAUCAAUUAAUUGGUGUCAAUAUCAUCCAGCAUUAUCAAAAGUAUCUCAAGAUUUUAAUUGUUUUAUAAAACAUGAUGAACAGGAAGUAGAAGAUUGCUUAUAUAAAUCGCUUCGAGUAUUUGAAGAUAAGAAGAAAUAG